CUCAGCAGAAGUAUACUUUUACAACAAGAAACAGGCGUCCUGACGUCCUUGCUAAACAUUUGUAAACGUCAAAUGCUACGUACCACCGCGUAACUCGCUUUAAAACAUUUAAAACGGUGCGUCCUCGUGUAACCAUUCGAUCAGUGACGUCAUUGAUGUUACCCUGGCAAUGGCGACGGAAGCAACUUGGGACGGCAACUCGGUGGAAAAGACUCAAUAGAUAGCGCGUUGCCAAUUCGACGUGAACACGCGUUACAGGUGCCAACCAUGGCCGAUAAUUGUGUUCAAGUUCACCCGCCCUUCGUGGAAUUCAAAGACGUGCAGGUGGGCAAAGUUUACAAGACCACCGUCAUGGCCACUAAUGCUGGCAAAGCAAUGAGGGAAAUAUGGUUUGAAAGGCCCAAGCGAAAGAUAUUUAAAUUCUCAGCACCCAGAUCUGCUAAAAACGUAGCUCCAGGUUUGUCUGUGAGUGGCGUGCUGGAGUUCACCCCGCAGGAAGAAGAGGAGAUCAGAGACUGUAUUAACAUUCACAUAGACGUGACACAAACCAUCGAAGUGCCUCUUCGUGUUUAUCCAAGGGGUUGCGCUCUAUCCAUGGAUUUGAAAUUAGACUUUGGCUUCGUUUCUGCCAGCGGCCAGAUGAAUAGCAGACGUCUUCCUAUUACCAAUAAAGGCUCAUCAUCAGGUGUAUUCCAUGUGAUGCACAGUGGAGAUUCUUCCAUCCGACUAUCACCCUGCACUGGAGUCGUAGCGGCUGGUGCUAAAAAGUGGCUGAAAGUUGAAUUACUUGCUGACAGACCCAAACACGUUGAUGAGAAGUUAAUGGUCAAACUUCAAGGCUGCUCUCCUGUGGCUCUCAAUAUUAAGGCUCAGGUGGUUGACCAGCAUCUUGAGAUCUUGGACACACAGGGAGUAUCUCUGUCCUGCCUGUGGUUCGGACCCGCCUACUUUGGGACAUCUUGUGUGGAGCAUGUGGUCUUAAACAACAACGGGCCAGAUGCAUGUGACUGGGUUUGCUUGCUAAAGGAGUCUGCUGCUGGGACCGAAAACGGUGGAAAUCUUGACAAGAGCACAGAUGCCGCCCUGCUAUCCAAAAUUGAAAAUUGCAGUCCAGUCACCCCAAUCUUAUCUUCGGUAUUGGAGUGUAUUCCAAACCAAGGCCACCUGGGACCAUAUAAGAAAACUACUGUGGCAGUCCGCUUCAGUCCCAUUGCUCAUAGAUUACGUCAGAAGAAGAGUGAUCGCCUAGCAUCCCGGCAGGACUAUUGUCUUUUUCUGCACUUUGACUCAGUUAGGAGUAAACAUGGCUUCACUCACCCAAAUGGUAGCAGCAUUGUUGAGCUAGCAGUGACAGGCUCCGGGCUGCCUGUUGCUCUGCGUCCAAAUCCAUCAGAGAGUUUUGACUUCUCCACCUGCAAUGUGGGCCAUCGUGCAGAACGCCUUUGUGUGCUGCAGAACCUCUGCCCACACCUUUCUGUCAACUUUCGAUUCCGCAGGUUAGCGCAUUUCAGCAGCGAACCCUCCUUCGGCACCAUCGCCCCUGGACAGUGUCAGGAUGUAGUUUUGUAUUUCAACGCACGGCAGCAGGGAAAGUUCCAAAUGUGCCAGAAACUUGAUGUUUUGGGGUAUGUUGUUGGCCGAAGAGGUAACACCAGUGAGGAUGACGCUAAACUCAAGUUUGGCAGCUUCUACACCAUUAAUCUACAUUUAUCAGCGAUCGGCAAAAUUGCGUUGAUGCCACCUGUGCCUAAAUUAAAUCCCGGUAUUACACCACAAGUGACCAAUCCGAGCGGAUCCCGUCCUCGCGUUCCAUCUUCUGAGUUGCCCCGCUGCUAUGGGAUGGUGCGUGCUGCAGUGCUCAACGCCUGCAAGACCAAUUUCCACAUGCAUCACAGAAAGGGUCCAAAACCAGAUGGUGAAGUUUAUGUGGCUCUGCCGAAUGACCGAUCCAGCAGUGUCCGACCAUCCUCACCACACACGCAAUACAGGACCAUCUUCACUGGAGUACACCGGUAUAGCUUUGUGGAUCCUGACUACAGCUUUACUUGGCAGGAGACGGAGCAAAGACAGAAACAUAAACAGACUUACGCCGAAUUCGUCAGGCAACUCAGACAAACACGACUGCAAAAGAUUAAGACCAAACAGGAAGCCCAAAUGGAGAACUAUGGGAUUAUAGCUUCUCAAGGCCUUGUACCUCCCAAGAUCCUCAUCAGUGACUUGAAUGGGAAACAAAAGUCCAAGAGCAAGCCUAAGCUUGCUUCCUUUGGCCGGUCCCAGGGCAUGACUGUCAGCAGAGGGCAGGUGUCAGACCAGUUGCAUGCAGUUCCAGCUACCAGCCAGGAGGUGGCAGACUGUGACAGGACUUUGACAGCUCAGCAGCUUUAUCAAGUUGUCAUUGCUCCAUUAUUCGUGGACUUUGGUGAGGUGUGUGUGGAGUCGGUGUGUGUGCAGAACCUGGAGCUGACCAAUCACCUGUCAGUGUUUGUGAGGGUCCAGUUAGAGGUGGACUGCCCUGAGCUGCAAGGAUUGUCCCCAUUGUCUCACGUGCUACCACCAGGAUCCCAGAACCAAAUACCUCUGACCUUUCAAAGUCACCGGCUGGGUGAUUUCUGCAGACCUGUGUCUUAUAAAGUGAAUCAGCAACAUCCUGGACAGAUUCUGGUCAAGGCCGUAGUUGUCCGAAAUUAUUUGGAACUGUCCACCCAAUUGCUGAUUCUCAGUCCCACUCGCAACCUGCUGGCAUCAUCAGGCUACAGGAGUUGGAUUACCCUUCGAAACCCACGGAACCAGGUGGCUGAAUUUACUUGGUGCCCGGUUGUUCCUGAAAGCGGCAUCCUCUUCUCCAUUCGACCAGCCACAGGUACAGUGGAGGCAUACAGGGAACUAGAAUGCGAGGUGGUGUGGCACGCCUCUUACUCGUCCCCUCAGGAAGGAGACUUUGAUCUCUAUGUCCUGGAUGGAAACGUUCAACGCCUUCACUGCAUUGCUAAGGUUGGAAGCACAAGCAUUGAGCUAGCAGAGGAUCGCCUGAUGUUUGAAUCGGUUCCCCUCAAUAUGCCUUCUAUCCGAACUGCCGUGUUACACAAUAAUGGACAAAACCAUGCAUACUAUCGAGUUCUUGAUGUGUGUCCUUUGCCGUGCAUGGUAGUGAGCCCAUACGAGGGUGUGUUGCCGAGUCGGGGAAAGGCUGUCCUGAAGAUCCACUUCAACCCCGACUCUGUCAUGAAGUUCGACACGCGCGUCGAGGUAGCUGUGAGAAACAUGAGGUCCAUUGAGUUCCGUGUGGGUGGAUCGGUGGAGCCUCCGGAUGUUGAAAUCAGCGUGACAAUGUUCCAGUUCCACGGCGUCCAUCUUGGCUGUCAGAGAGCAGUGCCGUUUAAGCUGACUAACCACUCGUCAGCUCCGGCUCGGAUAGCCUUCGACCUGUCGCAAUACCCAAAUUUCACCCUGAAGCUUCCCCAGUGCUCUGCAAGUAAUGAUCAGGUUGUGAGUGUUGUGGAGAUAGAGGCUUACCAGACAGUCAGCUGUUCUCUUGUCUUCUCCCCUACGGAGAUAGCUGAAUAUGACUUUGCCCUACCGCUGAUGGUUAGUGGAAUAACAUGGUCCGUUGCUUCUCCACCGCCUUCAACCUCGUCCGUCUCAACCUUUUUGUCAUCGGGAUCCAGCAAAUCCAUUGUCAAAGUGCUGCCCUGGUCUGUCGGCAUGAAAAAACAACAACCACGCAUACAAGCCACAGUGCUGCUUGCUCCACUGGAAGUGUCCCCUUCAAGUCUACAGUUUCUCAUUGAUGAUGAUGCGCAACAGUCUAACUCUUGCACUCAGACAGUAAAGCUGCAAGCAGAGUGCGAACAGAGCGUCAGUUGGCACAACAUCCAAGGGAAGAGUUUGUGCUGGCGAUUGGACUGCAGUGAAACAACAUCACCGGAGGACGGAGGAGAAAAGGACCAGCCUCGUUUGUUUGUGUUUCCAUCAUCGGGUUGUCUGACGCCUGGCCAGUUAAUCUGCUCGGCAGUCAGCAUCAUGCCCCAGGCUAUCGCCACACGCACAGUGACCGAACUUUCGCUCAGUCUUUACCUGGGAGACACAGACAGCAAGAUGGGGGAACCUUACAAAGAGCUGCCAGUCACUAUUAUCCACCAGCUGCCCAAUAUCAUUAUCACCCCCCCACAACUGCUCCUGACACCAGUUCCCCUGGAAAGCAGCAUUACAGCAAGACUCACCCUACUGGUCUCAGGAUAUACCAGUGGAACCCAGUUAUCAGCUGAGGUGGACGAGGUGGAACUAGAGCAUGGAACCAAGGUCCAACCAAUCUGUGUCACCUUCCCAGAGGGCAACAACAUCCCUGCCCAGGACAAGGCAGGCACUGUGACGUCGCUGAUCUGCAGAGUGUCUUUUUUUUCCACAGUCUCUCUCUCCAUUUGCACAAGCAUCACCUUCACUGACCACCUCAAUAACAGGUUUCGGAUGAAGCUGUAUGCUACAAGCGACAACUGCCUGUUGACUGUUUGGCCCCAAAUGGCUCUCCAUCGCUCCACGCAACAGAUAGUUCUUAAGGCCGGCGCAACGAUUAUUGAAGCCAUCUCAAAUCACACACCGAGUUCUGCAUCUGGUCCGACUUCCUCCUCCUCACCGUUUGAACCCAGCACCUCGACACCGAAGAACUCAUCAUCAGACUUCUUCACACAAAGUGACAGCGGGAGUCUAAUCAGCAGCCAAAGUUGUCCAAACGCAGACACCCCACUGACUGAUGUCGGACUCCCACAAUUCCCUGCUUCAACCUCAGCGGAGGGUCAAUAUUUCCAGGAUGUCUUAUUAGCAUUGGAGAGGUGGUUUAGCCUCUUUGGCUGGCCAAGUGGGCCGUAUCCCAUCACAAUACCACACACACUUAGAAGAACUGUGUUCAAAUUUGAACUUGGUACCACAAUUGGACGGACUCACCGCGUCACCCUGAAUAAAGACACCAGGGCUGCAGUGGAGAUGAUGAAUCAUCUGGCUGGCAGGCAGAUUCCUAAUGUUCCUCACUGUCAGACCUUUUCCAUGGACAUAAAGCAACGUAUCCAUCAGCUGCUCCUGCAACAUGAGGUCAUUCUCGCUUUUCUCAGAUCACAGGGAGCCUGUUUAGGUCACAUCCGACCUGAGUACCUACUUGAUGUGCAGGAGUUCAAGCUAUGGUGCUCCUUAAAGGCUAAUGAGGAAGAACUUGGUGUGCCUUAUAACAGUGCUCAAUUUGAGUCUCUGAGCAAACGAUCUUGGACUGAUAUGCUGCUGCAAAUAUACAAGGUUUUGGUGCUGUCUCGUGUAUCACAGUGCAGUCCAAACGUAGAUUGGCAAAAAUGUUGUAAAGAUGAAGACGGUAUUCUCAACAUCCACUCACUCCCCAGUAACCUGUACUCUCACCAUGAGCUCCAGCUGCUAUCGUGGCUGAAUUUACACUAUCAGUGCAUGAGGGACAAAGUGUGGGGUUCAGGUACUAUUCCACCAGUACGCUGGAUUGUCAAUUUUGACUUGGACUUGACUGAUGGACUGGUGCUUGGCACUGUGCUCGCCGCCCACUGCCCAUACCUGAUUUCAAGCCACUUUCAGAGGAUGUACACGAAAACCUCUACACUAGAGCAGAUUCUGCACAACAACAUCAUUGUGAUCCAGGCCUUAACCACACUUUCUCUCAACAUGGAUCUGCAGCCCACAGACUUGUCAGAUCCCAACCCAGUGCAAAUGUUGAUGCUGUGUGUUCAUUUAUAUGAGAGGCUCCCACAGUACCGGCCCGUAAACACCAUUACCCUCUCUGGAAGCCUGAAUAGCACUUUCAGCAAAAAGGUGCAUUUGAAAAACCCGGCGACUCGCGUGGUCAAAUACCGGGCAUUUUUUCUAGGAGAGGAUGCCAGUUGGUUUUCCUUGCCUGACGGUUCUGCAGUGACCAUUCCCUCAAAGAAGAGCACUGAGCUGACAGUCCGGCACAACUGCUCCACCCUGCAACCUAAAGUAGCUGUCCUUCUGCUCAUCUCCGCUUCUGUUUCCAACUUGCAAGGCACCACUUUGGUCUUCAAUGUGAACACCCGCGUCGAACAAAUCAAAGCCGCAAAAAGUAUCAAGUGCAGAACGCCAUGUUACAUGCUUAAAGUGAUAAGACUGCCAAUAAAAAAUCCGUUCAAGAUGGAAGCCAACUUCCAAGUGAUGCUGGUGGAGAUGACAGUCAACCCGCUGGAAUCGGAAAAGGGAAUCGACAGGCUGAUUCAACAGGUGUCUUCCAAAACCAAGAAUGGGAACGUGACUUCAGAAAUGAGCUGCCAGGAUGAGACGGAAGGAAAGGAUGGUGAUGGCCGUGAGUUCCUCAGCACAGUGAGCAGUGUUAGUCUGAGACCAGGGCAGUCAGACGUAAUUGCCAUCCACUUCCUUCCUUUCCGUCCUGGAAUCAAAUACUGCGCUGUGUUGCUUGUUUGCCCGCAGGUGGGUGAUGUGGUUUACACACUGAAGGCAUCAGCAGACUUGCCUCCUCCUUCCCUUUUUAGAGUCAGGCCCAGUUCAAACAUCUUCACCAUCCCUGGUAACUCUGUGGGCUCAGAUGGUUGUGUGUCGGUGCUGCGCCUCCACUGCAUUGUGGGCCAGACGUGUGACGAGGUUGUCUGGCUGCCCUUAACCAAUACAGCCUGGGAAAACGGUCUGGCCACUUGGGCUCAGCACAGGAUGAGUGCCAUUGAAUAUCAGAGGCGGAUGUUGACGUCCACUUUGCACAGCAGCACCGUGAGGGCGAGCAUGGCUGCAUGUAUGCUUUCCAAAAAACAGGUCCAACUGAGAGGUGUUGACCACAGAAAAGGGGUAGAGUACAGUGUGGAGGUUUCUUUGCCUCAAUACUUCACUGUCCCCAGCUCUGUUACAAUUCCUAUAAAGAAAGAUGUCAACAUAUGGAAGAAUCCUGAAGAUCAUGAUUGUGUGCAACUCCCCUUGCGUUUCAAAGCAGACUCCGUUGGUCAGUUUAUGUGUAAGAUGGUUCUGAGUUCCUGCUUCGAUACCAGAGUCUACCAGAUGGAGGCGCUGGUUGCUUCUCCGGGAGGAAGUGUCCACUUGGACUUUAGUUCGCCCGCUCAGCAUUCAGUCACACAAGACAUACCUAUGCACAACGAGACGCUCCAAGACUGGACCCUUCAGGUUGACUUGUGUGCAAAAGACUUCCAUGGCCCCAAGGUUUUGACUGUACCAGCUGGGACAAAAACAUCUUACCCUCUGACAUUUCAUCCUUCUUCACAAUGCAUCGUCCUGGGCAAGCUGUCCUUCCAUAAUGAACAUAACGGGAUCCAGCAAGUGUUUACUCUACGUGGAGUGGGUGAGCGCCCCCUGCCUGUGGAUCAUGUGGUACUACACUGCCCCGUGGGAAAGACCACCGAGACACAACUGAGCAUCCCCAACUACAGUCAAACGAAACAGACACUUCAGGUAGUAACAGACAUUGCAAUUAUAAGUGGCAAUUCAUCCCUGGAGGUUAAACCUGGUCAAAGCAGUGUGUACAUCAUGGCUGUGUCCCCUCGGAAACGAGGACAGCUAUCAGGUUGUGUAUCAUUCAUUGAGACUGAUGACAAAGCUGAGACAGACGGUGACACGGGGAAUUUAGUUGGACGUUAUGAGGUGUUCUACACUCUGGAAAUAUUUUGUGAACCUGCAGCGCCUGUGAGCACCUUUACAGUGCAAUGCACUGUUCAAAGCUCAGUUGCCAUAGAGAUCCCAAUCACUAACCCUGGGGGAGAACUGCUCAUGCUGAGUGUAGACCUGGAAGGAGACGACUUGCAUGGAGCUAACUGGGCUUCGGUUCCACCGCAGGAGACCAUCGCCUACAAAGUCAUGUUUUCUCCUGGAAAAAUGGGGAAGAGCAGAGGCAGCGUGGUGUUUCAGCCCGAGCAAGGUGCAGAGUUUUGGUAUCAACUGGACUUGUUUAGCAUUCCUUCGCCAGUCGUCACUCUACCACAGGCUUGCUGUGAGCUGGGCAAAUGGACCCAACAGUACAUCCCCGUGGUCAACCCAACAGCAGACAAGGUGGAGCUGAUUGUAGACAACAGUAACCCCAGGAACUAUACUCUGGAAAUGUCCUCAGGAAAUACUUUUAUUGUGGAGCCCCACUCUUCCACUCAGCUGGAAGUCCGCUUCACUCCAUCAUCCAUAGGAGAGGGUGACCAUGUAGCCCAGAUAACUUUCACAUGCCCUCAGAUGCAGCAAUGGUGCGUGUUGUUGUUUGGCCGGGGUCUCACGCCAAGCCGGGAAGAACCUCUGAGCUUCUCUUGCCCAGUUGGUUCCAGCGAGUCCAUUACUGUUCCCUUCAAAAACCCCACUGAGCUCUCAGCUACACUCAGGAUCACACUCACAGAAAAGGAUCCCAGUGUGAUGUCUGACUGCCCUCAGGUGACUUCUGACAAGGGGGCAUUCUCUCUGUCUUUGGACCAUGCUGAAGAUUUACAGAUCAGCAACGGGGGCAGUCUGAAUGUGCCGGUGGUGUUUGCGCCCAAGUCUAUGGACCCACAACAGGCUUGGCUAUGCAUCACCAUGAAGCCACUUGACAUUAUUACUAGCAUUAAAAGGCCACUUCAGAAUCUGUCGACCAUCUGUUGGAUCUACCCUCUCUGCGGGUUUCCAGUCAAAGAGGCGGAGGACAGCUCAGCGCUCUGCGUGCUCCGGUGUGAAGUGGGCUGCCAGACGGAAAAGAAGCUUGAUGUGCUGCUCACUGGAUUUUCCCCAGUGCUUGUCGAAGGCUUCCGGUGUGAGGUGCGUUCAGAGGGUGAAGCACAGGACUGCCUGUCCGCCUCCAUCCUUGCAGGGCGGAGGGAUCCUAAGACUGGUGUGGUAACGCUCACCUUGAGUCUGAUCUACUUUCCGGUCAAGCAAAGCAGGUGCACAGCAGUCCUCACAGUGCAGCACACAUCUGGACAAAUUUGGGAGUUUCCCAUUGAUGUGAUUGGCACCAAGCCUCUGGUCGAUGACGUCAUCGUCACUGAAGCCACCGAGUUUGGUAAAACAUCAGCGGUGGGAUUCUACUUGACCAGCACCACCCGAAAGCCUGAGCCGUUCGCUGCAACAUUCCAGCCAGGCAGCAGCAGUGAGUUUGCUGUGACCCCGACAUCCGGAAUGUUGCCGCCCGCCGAUUCUAGCGGUGCCCUUAUCAACAUCUUUUUCACCCCCAACAUCAACAAUAAGAGACACAACGCCAGACUGACCAUCACGGCGUCAGGCAUGCAAUGGACGUAUAAUGUCACGGGCGUAAUCCCUCCCCCUGAUGCAACAUCCUCCGUUGAUGCUCCGGUGCGACCCAGCAGUGAACGUCAGCGCAACUUUGUAACAAGAAAUCUUCGUGUGCCGGCUCUGGCAAAUUCAGCUCCACUGAAAGUCCGCAGAUAACUCAUCUCCGCUUUCCUUUAUCCCGACACGAUUUGCCAUUGACUCAAUUUGAACCUUUUUUAACACCGCUGGAUGCCAGUACAGGGGGCUACGUGGUUAUAUUUGUGUUGCUAUGGUAACUGCUACACAACGCGUAUCAUUAUAUGUAUGCUAUGCGUCCACAAACUUGGAAGAAUGUGAAAAGGGACUGAUUGAGAUUUUCAACAAUUUUGCCUUAUUGUGUUGGAUAUUAAUAAGAUAUUUUACUUAAAGCACUUGCCUAUCAUAGAAUAGAAUAGAAAGUACUUUAUUGAUCCCUGGGGGAAAUUCAGUAUCACAGUUUGCUCACAAUAGACAAUAAAUACUAUACAGCAUUAUUCACAUGUGAAUAAUAUAAAUAUAUUAUAGAUAUAUUCUACAUUUAAGUACAGUCAAGAAGGAACAUACCGUAUUUCCUUGAAUUGCCGCCGGGGCGCUAAUUAAUUUAAAACCUCUUCUCACGCUGGCGCUUACUAAAGGCAUGCAGUAAAGGCAAUCAUGCGCUAAUUAAAACUCUUUCUUUAACUUUUAAUCAAAAGCGUUCAAUCUCUCUUCUGUGCUUAUUUGAAGCCGAAACGACAAACGGCCUCAGAGGAGAUAAUGUUUGAAAAAAAGCGUCAUUUUUUAGCCAACUUUUGUAUUGAAGUGGGAAUAGCAAACUUCCUGUUGAUUUUAGCCGGGGGGGUCUCAGUGGAUGAAAUAUAGGUCAAACUGAGACCUACGUAGUGUUUCUUGUUUCAUGUUUCUACGACAUUCCUAAUGGAAGUUACAAACAGUUUUGUCUGUGUUUUCCUUCUAGGGGGUGUUAGAGCGCAAUUUUGAGUUUUGGGGGUUUGGUUUUUUUGAUUAAAUCGCAAUUUUCGGUAGUCCUGAUGUGUGUGUCAAAUUUGGUGAGUUUUGAAGCAUGUUAAGGGGGUCAACUUACAGCUCGAAGAGGCGGCGGUAUAAUAAUAAUGAAAUCUUAGAAAUUCAAUCGGGUCCUCUGUCCCAAAGGGACAUCACAAUUUUGAGUUUUGGGGGUUUGGAUUUUUAAUUAGAUCGCAGUUUUCGCUAGUCCUGAUGUGUGUGUCAAAUUUGGUGAGUUUUGAAGCAUGUUAAGGGGGUCAACUUACAGCUCGAAGAGGCGGCGGUAUAAUAAUAAAGAAUAAUAAUAAUACAAUCUUAGAAAUUCAAUAGGGUCCCCUGUCCCAGAGGGACAUCGCAAUUUUGAGUUUUGGGGGUUUGGAUUUUUGAUUAGAUCGCAAUCUUUGCUAGUCCUGAUGUGUGUGUCAAAUUUGGUGAGUUUUGAAGCAUGUUAAGGGGGUCAACUUACAGCUCGAAGAGGCGGCGGUAUAAUAAUAAUGAAAUCUUAGAAAUUCAAUCGGGUCCUCUGUCCCAAAGGGACAUCGCAAUUUUGAGUUUUGGGGGUUUGGAUUUUUGAUUAGAUUGCAAUUUUCGCUAGUCCUGAUGUGUGUGUCAAAUUUGGUGAGUUUUAAGCAUGUUAAGGGGGUCAACUUACAGCUCGAAGAGGCGGCGGUAUAAUAAUAAUGAAAUCUUAGAAAUUCAAUCGGGUCCUCUGUCCCAAAGGGACAUCGCAAUUUUGAGUUUUGGGGGUUUGGAUUUUUGAUUAGAUUGCAAUUUUCGCUAGUCCUGAUGUGUGUGUCAAAUUUGGUGAGUUUUAAGCAUGUUAAGGGGGUCAACUUACAGCUCGAAGAGGCGGCGGUAUAAUAAUAAUGAAAUCUUAGAAUUCAAUAGGGUCCUCUGUCCCAGAGGGACAUCGCAAUUUUGAGUUUUGGGGGUUUGGAUUUUUGAUUAGAUCGCAAUUUUCGCUAGUCCUCAUGUGUGUGUCAAAUUUGGUGAGUUUUGAAGCAUGUUAAGGGGGUCAACUUACCGCUCGAAGAGGCGGCGGAAUAAUAAUAAAGAAUAAUAAUAAUGAAAUCUUAGAAAUUCAAUAGGGUCCUCUGUCCCAGAGGGACAUCGCAAUUUUGAGUUUUGGGGGUUUGGAUUUUUGAUUAGAUCGCAAUCUUCGCUAGUCCUGAUGUGUGUGUCAAAUUUGGUGAGUUUUGAAGCAUGUUAAGGGGGUCAACUUACAGCUCGAAGAGGCGGCGGUAUAAUAAUAAUGAAAUCUUAGAAAUUCAAUCGGGUCCUCUGUCCCAAAGGGACAUCACAAUUUUGAGUUUUGGGGGUUUGGAUUUUUAAUUAGAUCGCAGUUUUCGCUAGUCCUGAUGUGUGUGUCAAAUUUGGUGAGUUUUGAAGCAUGUUAAGGGGGUCAACUUACAGCUCGAAGAGGCGGCGGUAUAAUAAUAAAGAAUAAUAAUAAUACAAUCUUAGAAAUUCAAUAGGGUCCCCUGUCCCAGAGGGACAUCGCAAUUUUGAGUUUUGGGGGUUUGGAUUUUUGAUUAGAUCGCAAUCUUUGCUAGUCCUGAUGUGUGUGUCAAAUUUGGUGAGUUUUGAAGCAUGUUAAGGGGGUCAACUUACAGCUCGAAGAGGCGGCGGUAUAAUAAUAAUGAAAUCUUAGAAAUUCAAUCGGGUCCUCUGUCCCAAAGGGACAUCGCAAUUUUGAGUUUUGGGGGUUUGGAUUUUUGAUUAGAUUGCAAUUUUCGCUAGUCCUGAUGUGUGUGUCAAAUUUGGUGAGUUUUGAAGCAUGUUAAGGGGGUCAACUUACAGCUCGAAGAGGCGGCGGUAUAAUAAUAAUGAAAUCUUAGAAAUUCAAUCGGGUCCUCUGUCCCAAAGGGACAUCGCAAUUUUGAGUUUUGGGGGUUUGGAUUUUUUAUUAGAUCGCAAUUUUCGCUAGUCCUCAUGUGUGUGUGUCAAAUUUGGUGAGUUUUGAAGCAUGUUAAGGGGGUCAACUUACAGCUCAAAGAGGCGGCGGUAUAAUAAUAAAGAAUAAUAAUAAUGAAAUCUUAGAAAUUCAAUAGGGUCCUCUGUCCCACAGGGACAUCGCAAUUUUGAGUUUUGGGGGUUUGGUUUUUUGAUUAGAUCGCAAUUUUCGCUAGUCCUGAUGUGUGUGUCAAAUUUGGUGAGUUUUGAAGCAUGUUAAGGGGGUCAACUUACAGUUCAAAGAAUAACUAAAUUGGCCCUAGUGUGUGAAUGUUGUCUAUCUGUGUUGGCCCUGCGAUGAGGUGGCGACUUGUCCAGGGUGAGAAAGGCUCCAGCGACCCUGAAGGUAGAAAAUGGAUGGAUGGAUAUGUUGACUAUUUUUAGGUAACAGGAACAGAUUAUUUGGUUUUGCAUUUAUUCCAUUGGGUUGAUUGAGUAAGUCUUUGUCAGUCCUUUAAGAACAAAAAACCAAGAGCCACUUUUGUUGUCAAAAUAAACGGGUUGCACUUGGACAGGAAUUUACGGGGCUAGCGGCCUAAUAUAUUUGAUAAGAUCUUAUGUUUUAGGCAGUGAUGGUCAUUUCCGCUUCUUCAUCCAAGAUAAACCGUUAAGUCUGUCACCAACACAAGUGGAAUAGCAUCAUUAAGACUUCAGUGAGUGUUAUGAAGAGGGCAUUAUUUCAUUCUGCCGCCAUCACCCCCAUGGUGCUCUCUCAUCCUGGCUCAUUAUUAUACCGACGAGUAAACAAAAGCCUCCGCCAUCAAGUCUCUCCAGCCUUCCUUUUGUUUCUGGAUGAAUAAACAAACAGCACUCCAUUAAACCCUCUUUCUUCUCCCCCUGCUUUAUUUUUUGUCUUUAGUAUGCAAAGGAUGAGCAGAUUCUUUGGUGAGAAUUGAAUAAAGCCGUUUUGUAUGUUUACCCCCAAGAAGAAUGCGAGUGGAUGUAAGUUAGCGGCCACAGCAUUACUUCUACAGCAGGGUAUUGUAAAACUACAAUUGUAACACAAACUAUGAAGGAUAGGACAGACCAGACCUCCGCAAAUUACGGCCCGCGGCCCUAAAAGAUUUUUAACCCGGCCCACCGGAUGUUCUACAUAAUUUUUUGUUACACCUUUAACAUCAAAACUGUAGCCGCCAUUAAUUAUGGGCAGUGCUUUUUUGAAAUUACCGUAAGUCUUGAACUAUACAAAAGUAUUUCAAUGGUCGAAAUCUGCGCUUUUGAGUGUUAUGGGGCGGUUUAGCUCGGUUGGUAGAGUGGCUGUGCCAGGAACUUGAGGGUUGCAGGUUCGAUUCCCGCUUCAGCCAUCCUAGUCACUGCCGUUGUAGCCUUGGGCAAGACACUUUACCCACCUGCUCCCAGUGGCACCCACACUGGUUUAAAUGUAAAAAUUAGAUAUUGGGUUU
Molecule: messenger RNA, 13598 nt
Organism: Nerophis ophidion (straightnose pipefish)
Lineage: Eukaryota; Metazoa; Chordata; Actinopteri; Syngnathiformes; Syngnathidae
Product: cilia- and flagella-associated protein 47-like
Exons: 67
Coding region: 268-9378 (3036 amino acids)
Molecular function (GO): protein binding
Source: RefSeq, a predicted model, not a curated record